Solanum pennellii is the source of this 809-nucleotide messenger RNA. Its product is annotated as citrate-binding protein-like. NCBI's taxonomy places the organism in Eukaryota, Viridiplantae, Streptophyta, Magnoliopsida, Solanales, Solanaceae. The record is from RefSeq and is a predicted model, not a curated record. Bases 31 to 669 code for a protein of 212 amino acids. The transcript is spliced from 2 exons.
CAAAAAUUGAAUCUUUUGUAUAAAGAAAACAUGGUUCACUCUUCUUCUCAUAUAUUAUUCACUCUUUUCCAAUUAAUUGUAAUUCAAAACCAUUUAGCUGAUCCUACUGAUGGUUUCACUCCCAUACCUAUUAGCCAAAGCAAUUUCGAAAUUCAAAAGCCUUAUGAUGUUCCUGUGAAUCAAAGGUAUUCCUUCAUUGAUGGAGUACACAAAUUUUGGGUUUUCAAGACCGACAAGCCUCAUACCACAUCUAGCCAAACAAAACCCCGUUCUGAAAUUCGUAUAAAGGGUAAUGAUUAUUCAUCAGGUGUACGACAAUUUGAGGGAUAUUUCUAUGUGCCAAGUGGUUCAUCAGGUGUGUCAAUAAUGCAAGUAUUUGGAGCCUCACCAUCAUCCACAACUUUAAUGUUAAGAGUUUAUGAUGGAACACUCUAUUACUAUAGAGAAAAAGUGAUUGAAUCAAAUAUUUAUAAUAGAUGGAUUAGAUUAAAUGUGAUUCAUGAUGUUGGUGCAAGUAAAUUAAAAGUUUAUAUUAAUGGAAUUCUCAAGCACGAACCAUUAGGAAGAGGCGGAGAUCAUCAUUAUUUCAAAUUUGGAGUUUAUACGCAAGAUGAUGAGUCUAAUCGAAUGGAGUCUCGUUGGAGAGGAAUUAAACUUUUCAAGAAAUAAAACAUUAAUCACUUGAUUAAGAAAUAUAAUGUAUUAUGACAAAUAAAUCAUCCUCUUAGAUUUAUGAUAAUGAGGUUGAGUUUGAAUAAGAUUUUAUUAUAAAAAUAAAUGAGAAAGUAAGUAUGAUUUAUUGAAAUAUC